AUGACAAUAGCGCCGCCGAAGACCGUCAAGUGCGAGUCGAAGGCCGUCAACGCGGCCACUGCCCGUCCGAGCGGCGGCCGACGAGCGCACGCGGUCGUUGUCACCCGCGUGCCGUCCGCUCUGUGCGCCAGCGAAGACGCCGUGCGACAGCUCUUUGCCGCGUACGGUGCGCUCUCGUCCGUGACGAUCCACCACAACUUUCUGGAUAUGGCGCCCGACGGGUUCGUCUUCUUGGACUACGCGGACAAAGCAGCGGCCGAAGCGGCUGUCGCGGCGGUCGACGAACAGCGCGUGGGAGUCGCAGCCACUUGGGCGGCCAAUUGGACAGACGCAGUGCCGCCGUCGGCGCUCGCGCGGAUGGACGCGGCGCUGGCACUGGCGCGGGGAGUGCCACACGUCGAGGAGGACGAAGUCGUGACGGAUCUGCUGCUGGGCCGCCAAGAGGUCAACCGGUUCACGCAGAGCCAACAGGAGUGGGCACAGGAGGACGAUCUGAUUCUCCAGAGUCUGUCGCAGCACUCGCUCACGAGCUCACAGCCGAAGCAGAAGAAGCAGCAGAAGCAGAAGAGAGACAAGCGGCGGCAAACGGCGGAGAGUGGUGUUGAUGCGAGAGGAGCGAAGAAGACCCGAAGGUGA
This is a messenger RNA of Hyaloperonospora brassicae, 636 nucleotides long. Lineage: Eukaryota; Oomycota; Peronosporomycetes; Peronosporales; Peronosporaceae. The record is from the annotation of a GenBank genome assembly.